AGGUAUUAAUGGAUGAAAUAUUUACCCGAUUAAUUUAAAACGUAAUUGUAACAAACAUCUGCGUGAUGAACUUGGCAAAUAAGAACAUUUGUUCCUGUUUUUGUUUUAUUUUGCAAAAUUUGAAGAAGCAAAAAGAAUGACAAACUGCCUUCACAACGCUUCCCUAAGUCAUGAACAUUAAAAAUUUGGAUGAUGUAAAAUACAGAAUUCAUAAAAUUAAAGUUUUAAACGAAAAUGAUAAGAAGGCAAAGGCAGUGUUGACCCGGGCCGCCGACCAGGUGAUGCCAAUUAUGAAGAAGAUGCGCUUUUCGGUUGAGUUACUGUCCGAGUUUUUACCUCGGAGCCCAAAAUUGCUAGGGCUAAACAUAGCGACUAAAUCUGAAAUUAAGAUACGUAUGAGGAAAAAAAGGGGAGGGGAGUUAUUUCACUUCAACGACAUCAUGGGGACGCUGCUGCACGAGCUGGCGCACAUAGUGCACAGCGGACAUGACAGGUCAUUUUACGAACUGUUAGACAAGCUAGUAUUGGAGUAUAAUCAACUGUACACCUUUGGAAAACUGGAAAAUCAAAUCAGUGGAGGGAAAAAAACAGGAGGAACUGAUUUCCGCAUAUGUAAGGGCAGCCCCAAAUUAAUGGCAGCACAGGCAGCUGAAAUGAGGCUACUUAAUAAUUUUAUGAAUAAAGAUGGGGAAAUAUUAAAUAUAUCCCUUGGAAGUUGCUUAACGCCAGAACAGUAUGAUAAUUUAUUUAAAAAUCGAAAAGAACGUGAUGAUAAAAUUUGUUCCAUUUCGAAUGAUAUCAUUGUGAUCGACCCGUCGAUGGAUUCGACUAGCCAUGAAAAUGGUGAAAGUGCAGAAACCUCGCAGAACACAAAAAAUAAUUUUAAACGAUCAAAUUCGUUGCAGGGAAGGAAUAAAGAUGUUUUCACUUUGAAUGCGGAUCGUGUAAAGGAGGAGGAACAGACACAUGUGCCUGCGCAGGAUGUGUGUAGGAAAUCGUCCAAGAUACCAGGAGGCAGCGACUGCGUGCACGUUUUGAAGGUCAAACGAGAUUGCAGCGGUGUGAAACGUCCUGAAAAUGAAAAUGGCUCGACCGCGUCUGAUAACGUGGGUAUUAGGAAGGGCAAAAAGAGAAAAGUUAUCAUUCUCGAUUAG
Molecule: messenger RNA, 1154 nt
Organism: Plasmodium vivax (malaria parasite P. vivax)
Lineage: Eukaryota; Apicomplexa; Aconoidasida; Haemosporida; Plasmodiidae
Exons: 4
Coding region: 171-1154 (327 amino acids)
Source: RefSeq, a predicted model, not a curated record